Molecule: messenger RNA, 273 nt
Organism: Pediculus humanus corporis (human body louse)
Lineage: Eukaryota; Metazoa; Arthropoda; Insecta; Psocodea; Pediculidae
Product: nk-6 homeobox protein, putative
Exons: 2
Coding region: 1-273 (90 amino acids)
Molecular function (GO): DNA binding
Source: RefSeq, a predicted model, not a curated record
AUGGCGAUUCGGUUUAGAAUAAAUUCAAAAAGUAACGGAAUUUGUAUCAAGGUUUGGUUUCAAAAUCGUCGGACGAAAUGGAGGAAAAAACACGCGGCGGAAAUGGCGACGGCAAAACGUAAACAAGACGAACAACACGCGGAUUUAAAUGACGACAUGUCCGGUGACGAAGACGAUUUGGGAAGGACGAUGACGACAACGAUGACGUCAACGACGGCAGCCUCGAGAUUGAGAAAAGAAUUAGGAGAACACGAAGAAUUAGGAAGGCAAUGA